Messenger RNA from Leptosia nina, 936 nucleotides. The record is from the annotation of a GenBank genome assembly. Lineage: Eukaryota; Metazoa; Arthropoda; Insecta; Lepidoptera; Pieridae.
AUGGCUCCAAGUAUUCCUGAUAGAUGGAUACCAUACAAAGCUUUUGGUAAAGUUAUAGAAGGUACUAGGAUUAUAUGCUUCAAAGUGCCUUUACGACAUAUUGUACAAGUGAACAACCCUGCGAUAAAACAUAUAUGGGACAUCGAUACCUUACUAAAGAAAUUUCCUAAAUUAAAAGCAGUCGUAGAUUUGACAAACACAUCUCGCUACUACGAUCCUAAGGAAUUGAAGUCGGCGGGUGUUCUGCAUAAGAAAAUUUUAUUGCCCGGUCGCAUAAUACCGCCCGAGCGUAAAGUGAUGGAAUUCAUGAACACCGUCGAUGAGUUAUUGGAAAACGAUGACGGAUCGUUGAUCGGUGUUCACUGCACGCACGGUUUGAAUCGCACGGGGUAUAUGGUGUGUAGGUAUCUCCGAGAUAGGCUCCUGGUACCGCCGACUGUAGCUAUUGAAAGAUUUGAAAAAGCGCGUGGGUACAAGAUUGAAAGAGAGAAUUAUAUUGCUGACAUUCUCGGAAAGAAACCGCCUCCACCAGAUAUUGGCGUGUCGACUACUAUAAACCCCAUUGACACUGAUGAUUGUCAAGAUAAUGAAGCCGCUACAGAAACUAAACGGGUGAGCGAAGACGAUGAAUGGACACUACGAAGGAAAAGAAAAUAUUUGGAUUUGGACAGAAACACCUAUGAAAAACGUGGAAAAGCAGCUCCGAAUAGUCCGACAACUUCUUACGGAUAUAAUAAUCGAAAGGACCAGGACCAGGAGCCACAGAGCGGCCCCUAUUCUGGUUAUAAUAAAAGAAAAGUUAAUAGUCAAAGAGACUUUAUUUAUAAGUCUCCACUUAUACAGGAAGAAGAAGAAGUUGAGGGACAUACGAUGAGGCAAGUAGUCGAUCAGUCUAACCGAACGCUGUAUAUAGCAUUAUUUCUGACUGUUGGCUGA